ACCCUCUCCUGUCUGUCUUCUAGGCGAAUGUGUCCUUCAGAGGACCGCCAUGGUGAGGAAGAAGCUGACCGCCAGGGAAGGCAGAGGAUGGCUCUCUGGUACCCUCUUCUGUACCCACUUCAGAGUGGCUUUUGUUCCCCAGGACGGCCCCAAAGCCGACGACAAUGCAGACCCCAUCCUUCUGGGAGAUCAUGACAUCGCCCUGGCGUCCAUAGAGAAAGUGGUUGCUGUUGGACCCAACAGGACCAAACUGGUGACCCCAAACUCCUCCUUGAAGUUCACUCCAGAGGAACUGGUCCUUUACUGCCGGGACAUGCGAGUCAUGUGCUUCCUGUUUGACCGCCUGACUCCUGACGCGCAGGUCAUAGAGAUAACCUUCACCAUCGCCAAGACCUACCAGCCUCUGAGACCCGGGUCCGUUUUAUCUUUCCAGAACGCCGCCCUUGGGAGUGUGGAAAUGAAACAGUUUCUAAGCAACCGCCGCAGAGACUCCCACAUGAACUGGUUUGAGUCGGCCGCGGACUGGGAGCAGGAGCUGGAGCGGUGCGGGGCCACGAGCUGGAGGGUCAGCUCCGUCAACGACCGCUUCGAGAUGUCCAACAGCCUGUCCAAGUACAUCGUGGUCCCUCACAAGGUUUUGGACACGGAGCUGAAGAAGAGUUUCGCCCACUUCAACGAAGGACGAAUCCCUCGCUGGUGCUGGAGGCAUCCCAGAGGCAGCGAUCUGCUGCGCAUGUCCAGCUUUCAGAACAACAUCUACCACGAGAAGGACGACCUGAGGAACCUGGAGUUGGUCCUGUUCGGGUGUCAGUCCUCCCUGUGCGUGGUGGUGGAGUUGGGGGACGAGCUGCCGUCGCCUGCCGACAUCCAGCUGGCACACAGCCGUCUGCGAGCCCUUUGUCUGGGAGGUGGGACCCGCACAAAUUCUCCAGUCUUCCUGCUCUUCCUGGACUGCGUCUGGCACCUGUGGUUCCAGUUUCCAUCACGUUUCCAGCUAACAGACGACUUCCUGCUGGCCCUCCAUGACAGCGUCCACCUGCCGCUCUUCUCCACCUUCCUGUCCAACUGCCAGCGGGAGAGAUGCAAACGUUCCCAGAACGUCAGCCAAUCCUACACGCCUGUUAACGGUUGGAGGGAUAUGCUGAGUCCGCACUCUUCCUCGGAUCCAUUGGACCCGCCUCUGCCACCGGUUUGGGACUGGGCCCUGCAGUACAGUCAGGAGAGGCGAGAUCGCUUUAGUCAGAGCGUCGUGGCGCCGCCGCCGCUCCAGCCGCUGCUGAAUGGAAACCUCAACACCAACCUGGACGCACACCGGCUGGCAGACACCAUCCCCGGCUCGGUCUUCCUGCUCUCCAGGGGAACCUUCACCAGCCCCCCCAACCUGCCUCCCUGGCGCAGCGGCUCUUCAGCCGUUUACAAAAAGAGCCACCGGAGGGCGCUGUCUUCGGAGAACGUUCCUGGCCUGGAGAGGCUGCUGAAAGCGUGGUCCCUGGCCGACGUCCCCCAGAACCCGGCCGCUGUGUCGGGACCAAAGGGAGCUCUGGAUCCAUGCGAGCCCCUGCUGCCCCUCCUGAUGGGUCCGUGCAUGGGCCUGUGGAGGGAGUGCUACCUGCGGGGGGCGCUCCACGCUCAGGCCUUCUCCCAUCCCGUCUCGUCCAACCGGCGCCACCCGGUGGACCGUCUGGCCGAGGAGGUGCAGCAGCUCAAAGAUCAGCUCGCCCAGCUCUCCAGCAGCAAGCGCCCCGACCCGCUCGCCUCGACGCAGGAGCCCAGACGGACCGACGGCAACCUGAACCAGAGCACCAACAACAGCACCUUCCUUUACUCAGCACUCAGGCCCAAAACGACCCCCCCACCUACCUCCACCAAGCAGCACAGCUCCAGAGGCCACUCCUCCUCCUCCUCGUCCGCGCCGCUGCCAUCAAGGCCCCCCAACAGAGACGGUAACAAGCACUCCUUUCUGUUCGGACACUCGGCAGGAGCGGACCCUCGGUCGGAGCCUCGCUACCAUCCUCCCCCCGGUACCACCAAGCUGCCUAAGAGCAACGGGCCGCCGCUGACCUCCUGAGGUCCGUCCCUGUAACCUUUAAAAUGUCCCUCAGUGCUGCCCGUAUGUGUGAUACCUAAAAAUCACUCCCCUGUGACUGUGCUGUACAGAAAACUGUUUUUGUACCUUUUUGUAUCUUCGAAUAAAUUCAAGAGAAAAGCAAAAAGAAAAAAAAAAAAAUCGUGCAGCCGAGGAGCGGCCGGCCGUUGAUCUUCAGACGGAGGAGGAGGACAGGAAAGGUUGGAGGUUCUGUUUAUAGCUUCUUAUCCAGACGCUUCAGAUAAACUUCCAGGAGCUGUGGGACUUUUUUUUUCUGUUCCUAAUAUGCAAACAGGUUUGUUUCUGGAUGUUUCUGUCGGCGCUGCAGCCCGCCGGCUUUAAUGUGGAAUUUAGGACAUGAGAGCUAUUUUUGGUCCCGCUUCCCUCUGGUGGUUCAUCCUUCAGAGCAGGACCUUCAUUCCUUCACAGUAUUAAACACGUCUGCAGUCAGAACCCGGAUCGUUUUACAGUGAAAGCUUCAGCAUCUUUUCAGUUUUCUCAGACAACUCUGAUCUUCCAGACUUUUUUUUUGUUUUUUUACUCUAAUCAGUGUUUAAAUUAGCCCCUUUAUCUUUAAUUCGCCAGAAAACACCUUCCAGUAAAGCAUCACAUUUUAAAUAGUCUCAUUUAAGUCGAUCUGCUGCUUUCCUUUAAAGAACCCGUUAUCCGGGUUUGGUUUGAUGCAUCUACAUGUGAUCUGAGCAGAUCUUAGUCGGACCAGUCGGUGCCAAAAGAUUGAAAAAGCAAUGAAAUCCUCCUUUAUGGCCGCCUAAAGAUAAACCAGACUGCUGCAACAUCAUUUAAGGUUAAUAUGUGGAUGUUUGUCUGAAUAUGUGUGAAGAUUUAGGGCAUUAAUGAUACUUUAUAAAGUGUUAUUGAGUGAUUAUGGCGUCGUCUCUGACCACGGUUUGUGUUAUGCUGAUUUAAAAACUUCCAACAGGAAGCCAGUAUUGGAAGCAAAGUGAAGCUCGUUUCUUCCCAUGUUUACAUUUUCAUUUUUCUGCCUGAUUGUUUGUUUGCAGGCGAAAGCUCCACCGGGUGAAACGUUUCCAUCCCACCUUCCACAUGUUGCGUAAUUUAUUUUAAAAGCAGGAUAAAAGCCAUCAGUCCUGAUCUCUCCUGUCAGACGGUACCUCUAUGGAGUUAAAUGUGUUCCAUUAUUGUUGCAAAUUCAAAUUUGAAAAACUUCUAAAUCAAAAAAGUUUUUAAAAAAAAUACGAACUUUUGCCUUUGAAACGCAGAU
Cyprinodon variegatus (sheepshead minnow) is the source of this 3329-nucleotide messenger RNA. It is a transcript of the gene mtmr11, whose product is annotated as myotubularin related protein 11. The annotation marks the transcript as partial. The transcript is spliced from 12 exons. NCBI's taxonomy places the organism in Eukaryota, Metazoa, Chordata, Actinopteri, Cyprinodontiformes, Cyprinodontidae. The record is from RefSeq and is a predicted model, not a curated record.